Poecilia latipinna (sailfin molly) is the source of this 2538-nucleotide messenger RNA. Its product is annotated as macrophage mannose receptor 1-like. The coding region runs from base 78 to 1094 and encodes 338 amino acids. The record is from RefSeq and is a predicted model, not a curated record. NCBI's taxonomy places the organism in Eukaryota, Metazoa, Chordata, Actinopteri, Cyprinodontiformes, Poeciliidae. The transcript has 7 exons.
GGGAUGAUUUAAAAAGGACAGAUCGUUUCGACGCUUCAUCCUUCAGGACCAAAACUCUCCUUGUUCAGCUCUCAGUCAUGAUGAACGUUGGACUCUCCCUCCUGAUGAUCGCAGGCCUCCUGGACGUCUCUGAUCUCCAGUCGGAUCAAACCAUCCGGCAGUUCCGCCACGUCAGCCUGGCGAAGAACUGGAGCGACGCCCAGACCUACUGCCGGGAGAAGUUCUCCGACCUGGCCGCCAUCCUGAACGCCGCCAACGGCACCGAGGCCCGGCAGGCGGCGGGGACCUCCCGGGUCUGGAUCGGACUCUUUAACGGCACCUGGAAGUGGUCCCAGGAUGAGAACCAGCUUUCCCCCGGCAGCAGCAGCUCCAUGUUCACCGUGUGGAGCUUCAACGAGCCGCAGGACCGGAAGUGCACGUUGCUCAGUAAAACCGGGUUUUGGUUCGCCAAGGACUGUGGAGACCUGAACGAGUUUUUAUGCUAUGAUGGUUCCUCUGACAGUGACGUCCUGGUGAAGCAGAAGAUGAGCUGGUUUGAUGCUCAGGCUUACUGCAGGGAAACACACACAGACCUGACCACCAUCAGAGAUUUCACCAAGAACUACAGGAUGACCUCCCUCCUGCCUGACUCCACUUUCAACUUCCAGACCUUUAGCAUGACCCCCUCAGCGGUGGCCUGGAUCGGUCUGCACCGGUCCGACUGGGUGUGGUCCGACGGCAGCAGCGCCUCCUUCUGGCCCUGGGCCGCCCAGGCCACUACAGAGCAGACCGACUGUGUGAUGAUGGACUCCUCCAGCGGCAGCUGGUUCCAGCAGUCCUGCAGCGACAGCUUCAGCUUCCUUUGCAGCGAAGACGUCGUUCCGGCGGCGACCAGGGCGCUGAAGAUUCGUCUGGAGGCCGGAUCUGCAGACCUGAAUGACGCCGCGGUGCAGGAAUCCAUCCUGCAGCAGCUGAGGGAGAAGAUGGAGGAGCAGGAAGUGACGGAGGAGGUGAAGCUCAGCUGGAGGAUUCAACCUGACGGGAAGGUUUUCCACCGGCAGCAGGAGGAAACAGCGCCCCCUGCCUGCAAGGCGAAACCGUGCGACUCAGUUUAACACGACCAAGUCACUGGUUUGCUUUUCUUUAUUGCUGUUAUAGCUAAUAUUACCAAUAUUAACAUUCAUUCACAGGAUUAAUACUUUGUGAUUGUUUGCAUCAUUUGUUGAAAUAUGAAAGCAAAUCUUUCAUUAAAGCAGGUUGAAAAAUUCAAACUUUUCACUUUGUUCACUGUUGAAGCAUCUUUUAUUAAGAAACAUUGAGUUACCACAUUAUCAUCCUGUAUGAGUGUAAAAACACGACUCAGACACAAAUCAGAUUAAUGAUCCUUUAAUCUUCAGAUUAAUGGCAACAUACUGAAUACAAAAAUAUUUUUAAAAAUCGUCACAGUUUUAGAUGAAUAAAUGAAUCGUCUCCUGGAUCUGAAAGGUUCGGCUGACGAGAUCAGAAACUACAAAAACAGUCGUUUCAACAGACUAUUGCUCAGUUUAUCGGUUAAAUCUAGAUUAUGAAGAACAAUGAAUUACAUGAAGAUUAGUGGCAACAAACCUGAGUAUAAAAGUAGCUCAUUAUGAAGUCAGACAGACGGAGUCCACUUUGGUUGGUUGAUUACAAUACAGAAAUACACAAUAAAAAGACACAAACCCCAUUCUAGGCAGUGGCUCACUUAAGUGCCAAUAAACAGAUUAACUAAGAAGCAAUAAAAAUACAGGAUUACAUAAAAAUAUAAGCAUGUUAAUAAAAAAUGCUUCACAUUUUAAUGUAAUUUUUAAAAUAGCAGAAAGUUUGUCUAAUUUUGUUCUGCUAAAAAAUUUAUUUAUUUUUCAGUUGCUGUACGGAGGGUCAAACAUGACUAAAAUAUUAAUAAUAGUAUGACAUGUAAUAAAAUAAAACUGUUUGGAAUAAAAUUAUACAUAAUAAAAGAUUUCACUGUUUUAUAGCUAUUUUAUGCUAAUAUAUUUUUUGUAAUUUAUUUCAUUUACAGUUUAUGAUGAAUGUUACUUGUUGAUAUGAAUAAAAGUUUUUCAAAAGUUAAGUUACUUUAGCAUAAGCAACUAAGGAACAAUCCACAAUCCAUAUCGAUUAAUCUACUGUUGAUUAUAAAAAUUUUAAUGAAAGAAGUAAUUUGUGGUUUUCUAAUUUGUCCCAUUUGUUCUUCCAUACAUUCAGCUGACUGAACAUAUGGAAUGCAUUUACAUUUUUUCAUCAAUAAUUUGUAAAGCAAUCACAAUUACUGAAUGUGUUAAAAUUGAACAUUGAUGUUUUUAUUUAAUUUUUGUGGAUUUUUAAUUAUCAGUUAUUUUUUCUUUUCAGAAUAAAAUGUAGUUUAUCAGUUUUAUUGUUGCUGUUAGGAGUGCUGCACUGAACAAAUGUUUGAUAAACAGAUGUAGAUAAAAUAUUCAUGUGUUUCUGGCAAGACUAUGGCAUUACUUUGAUUUCAGUGACUGAAUGUUAAUGUCAUCAUUGGUCCUCCGUACAUUCACAGUAAAGCUCAUGAAAAAA